Molecule: messenger RNA, 2031 nt
Organism: Dendroctonus ponderosae (mountain pine beetle)
Lineage: Eukaryota; Metazoa; Arthropoda; Insecta; Coleoptera; Curculionidae
Gene: Cog6
Product: conserved oligomeric Golgi complex subunit 6
Exons: 9
Coding region: 98-1975 (625 amino acids)
Biological process (GO): intra-Golgi vesicle-mediated transport
Cellular component (GO): COG complex
Source: RefSeq, a predicted model, not a curated record
GCCAUCAUCCACGUCAACGCGCCGUAAAUAAACAAAAACACAUAACCUCAAGUUGUAAUUAAAAAAACUUCUGGGGCAUUUAACAGCACAAAAAAUCAUGGGAGAGUCGGAGAAAACUAAUGUGUUGUCAAAACGAAUGAACAAAAUCCUGGAUUCGCGUAUAGAAAACGACCAGGACACCAUUGAAGCCCUACGGGAGCUCUCGACGUUCUACACAGAAAACACUCUGCAGGCACGUCGCAACCUUCGAAGCCAGAUAGAGAAGCGAAACUUGGAUAUAAACCAACACUUUUUGGAGUCAUUUAGAGUCGUCAAAGACAGCUUUGAUAGCGUUUAUACCGAUAUUGCGGAAAUGAACAAGAGCAUCCAAGAAAUGACCCAUCAACUCCACAACGCAAAGUCGCAAACGAAAAAACUGCUGCAAAAAACCAGCGCUUUACAGGACGCAAAAGAACGGAUAGAAACACAUCAAGACGUAACUAGGUCGUUCUUGCAAAAAUUCCAACUGCAACCGGAAGACCUGGUGGCUCUUUACGGAGACGCUAAAAAGCUGGACAGGCCCAUUACUUUCGACACCUUCAGGGCAUUGGCAAAGGUCCAGGAAAUUCAUGGAAAUUGCAAAGUUCUGAUGCAAGCAGGACUGCAAACUUUGGCUCUGGAUAUCAUGGAGCAAAUGACAAUGCACCAGGAGGGUGCUUUGGAAGUUUUAUACCGUUGGACACAAAGCCACUGUAGAAACGUGGAUAAUCCAGAUCUUCGGGACAUUAUAGCGCAAGCAAUGGAAAAACUUCAAGACCGAUCGGUACUUUUCAAGUACGUUAUUGAUGAGUACUGCAUAUGCAGAAGGAGCUUCUUAGUUGGGGAAUUUCUAAACGCCUUAACCAAGGGGGGGCCAUCAGGAAACCCAGCCCCUAUCGAGAUGAGAGCGCACGAUGCCCAGAUUUACGUUACUGAUAUGUUGGUUUGGAUUAAUCGCGCAAUUCCAGUGGAGAAGCAAAACUUGCAGCUUUUAGUUAAAAGCUGCAACUCCCAAGGGCUGGACGCUAUCCUGAAUGACGCUCUGGCAAAUAUUUGCGAGGGCAUUUGCCAGCCCUUGAAAAUACGAAUUGAAAAAAUCCUCAAUGUGCCUAAUCAACCCUCGACUCUGUACGCCAUUGUUAAUAUGCUAAGAUACUAUAAAAAAUGCAUCAACAAACUGGUGAAAGGAGGACAGCUUGAAGACACCUUAUCGGAGCUCAUGUUGAAAAGCGAGCAAGUUUUUUUGGAUUUACUGCGACAGCAAAUUAACGGACUGUUGGUACGCGUUGAGGCGCCUCCAAGAGACUUGAGCCCCACAUCAGCUAUUUCCCAUUUACUGGCUGUUUUAAGAGACAUGCUUUCAACAGCCAGCAUGAGUGAAGGGCGCGAAACCGACAUGGUUAAAAUAGCAGCCACAAUCUUAGAGCCGCUGCUUAGAGCAGUGAAUGAGCAGGCCUCAAGGCUCCCACCCACUGAUAUGGCGGUCUAUUUACUGAAUUGCAUGUACUCAAUGUACACCUGCCUUAGUAUGUAUGAAUUCAUGGAGGAGCGAUUAGAGAGGUUGCAGGCCCAAUCAGAUGCCCAAAUAGACACGUUAACUUCGGAGCAGGCCAGUUCCUUAGUGGCCAAUUUAAAUCUGGGCCCCAUUUACACUAUUCUGCAGGAUCAUUGCCAAGAUGCUCUAUCAGGAGUCCCCGGAAUGGAGCCUUCUAAUUUACGAAAUUUCCUCGUCAAGCUGGACAAUCUAUCAACGCAACCGGACUCUAUUCUUCUGCCGCAAAUCGGGCUGCUUCUCUCUUCGAAGCACAAAAAGGCGGUUCAGAAAAGGUCAUUUGCCGUCCUAUUGGCGAUUUAUCGGCAACUGUACGACGCGGUACACAAUCCGGUAAAUCACUACGAAAAUCCGGCGGAAAUUUUAAGCAAAACGCCCGAUGAACUUAACAAAAUGUUCGAGUAAAGGACAGAGUGUGGGUUUAAUUCGCCGAAAGUUUAGAUUGAAGGGAAUUACACAAA